Messenger RNA from Uloborus diversus, 3033 nucleotides. RefSeq names its product alpha-tocopherol transfer protein-like. Lineage: Eukaryota; Metazoa; Arthropoda; Arachnida; Araneae; Uloboridae. The coding region runs from base 156 to 1061 and encodes 301 amino acids. The transcript has 6 exons. Gene Ontology annotation, molecular function: phosphatidylinositol bisphosphate binding. The record is from RefSeq and is a predicted model, not a curated record. Gene Ontology annotation, cellular component: membrane.
CAAGAACCAGUUCUCCGCCGAAGGGUCUCUAAAUGAAGGAUCAGAGCGCUGGAUUUUCAAGGACAAUCGAGAGAAUCGGCCUCUCUUGAGAAUUCACGCGGAUCUUUUACUUCAAAGUUGAAAACUAAUCUAGACACAGUGCUAAGGUGUCCAUAAUGACUCUGCUGCCUGCAUGGAUGGAUGGCUUGACGCCAGAGAUGGUUCGAAAAGCAGAAGAAGAACUGGGAGAAACAAUAGAAACCAGACUUCAAGCACUGAAAGACUUAAGGAGGCUCGUCCACAGUGAAUCUGAUUUUCGUCCUCGUCUCGAUGACGCUUUUUUGAUAAGGUUCCUCAGGGCUAGGAAAUUUAACCCUCAGAGAGCAUUCAACGCCCUACGCAACUACUACACAUUCAAAGUCAGGUACUCGGGCAUGCUGACAGACUUCAAGCCAUCCGAAGUCCAGAAGGUGAUGGAAAUGAACAAUCUAUUCGUGCUUCCGCGGAGAGAUCCUUCAGGAGCUGUUGUAGGACUACUAAGAGCUGGAUACUUCAACGUGGAGAAAGCUUCUCCUAAUGAUUUAAUCGCCGCCGUUUUAGUGUGUGCAGAACUCUGCCUUGAAGUGGAGGCUACUCAAGUGUGUGGUGCCGUGCUCAUCGUCGAUUUCGAAAAGUUCUCAUUCAAGCUCAUGAAGCAAUUCGCAUCCCCGGCACUGCUUUACCGAAUCAUUCGAUGUGUACAGGAUUGCGUACCUUGCCGGAUCAAAGCCUACCACAUGGUCAACGAGCCUUUCUACUUCAACUACAUUUUCAAUAUUGCCAAAACUCUCCUAUCUGAAAAGCUCAAGAAACGAAUACAUUUUCAUGGAAGUGAUCUGAAGUCAUUGCACAAGCUCGUUCCGCCUGAUGUCUUACCACAAGAAUUAGGAGGAACACUGGGCUCAAUGGACAACAAAGAAUUCCGCUGUCAACUUCUGAACCGGGAAUCGCAUUUCGAAAAGAUCAACAAAUACGGAUUUCAGGAGAAAAAAGCGCAGUUUAUACGGAAAAAAAGUUCAAGGGCACUUGGUUUAUUUUUUUGAUCAACUUUUUGAUUGAACUUUGAAAUCGAACGAUCAAGGUCUGAACGUUCAAACUUUUUAAAGCAAAUCCGUUGAUCGGAGAAAAGUGCUAACUGUAAAAGAGUGAAGAAGAAACAAAAAGAACCAAGUGCUUAGAGUAACGAAUAAGCGAAGAACAUUGUCUUGCAGAACAAAGUGAAGAGAAAGAAUACUUAACAUAUUGCUGUUUAGUACGGAACACACAUGGUAUGCUCGAAUAGAGCAACCGGUUAACCGGUGACUAACCAGGCGCGUUCUAUCUUACGUUUGAUGAGCACGUCAUUGCUGUCACGUGAUUAACCGGUUGGUUAAUAACGUGACAGCAAUGACGUCAGCGGUUACGAUCCGAUUGUUCACGAACCAAUGCUUCAUCGAACGCUUUCGGUUGAUCACCGGUUACUUGCGCAGACAUGGCGCAGACGAAUAACACGCUGGUGAAAAUUACUUAAUUGGUCAAAAAUGUCACGUGGUUCCCUCAACCAAUCAACCAGCUUAAAUUGCGGUUGACAGGUAGAUCAACCGGUGAGGCUCAUAGAACGACAUCGGAAGCAACCUGUUAACCCGUAGCUCGCAAGAACGCUGCGGUUAGCAAUCGGUUGCUCACCGGUCGACCGGUGAGGUUCGUCGAACGCUAGCUAAGUAGAGCUAUCGGUAAGCUGAUUGUAUAUGAAAACUUUCCAGGGACACCAACCGCUGACGUGAUAAAAUCAACCAACCGGUUAGCCAGUUGAUGUAUUCGAACAUAUCCACAGAUUACAGCACUUAAUAUGUGAAGUCUUAAGAGGUUUGUAGCGUGUAUCACGUGCCCUGGUAACUUAAUAUCAAGGAAAUAACUCCAGGAUGAUUUUUGUAACCAUUUUGAUUACCUGGUAAAUUUUCAUGAAUUUUACGAAUAACCCAAUCAAAAUUUGAUUCUGCAAUGCGCGUAGUAGCUGCAGAAUCAGACGCUGAUGAUAAAUAUAAAACGUUUUUGUGUUCACAACCCCAAAAUUUAUAGAGGGCGCUGCAGCCACUGUCUAAUGGCGGAUGAAAAAGGUAAAACAAACGCAUACCGUAACUUAUAACUUGCUUUGACGCUUAACGAAUGACAGUAAUUUUUCAUCGUAUUUAUGGGAAGCUAUCUUUUCUAUUCUUCUAAAAUUACAUUACACCAUAAACUGUCUGAAGCCUUAAUUUACCCCAAAGAAAACACGUGGAAUGAAAUGUUUUACCUUUAUCGGCAGUAUUGUUAAUAACCGCAAGGUAGCGUAUUCGAGCUCUGGAGUUGCGAAUAGCUUCAUAAAAACGUUUUUGUAUGUCUUCAUAAUAAUUUUCCACCAAAUCCCUUAACUUGAUACUAUGCCAAAAGUAAAGGGAUCAUUUUUUUCAUUACUGUUAUCAUUGCUAAUUCUUUAUUUGUAUUGGGAAGGUUAAUAGCUGCGUGUUGGACCUAUUUCUGAAGUGGCAGCCAUAUUCUGUAGCAGAAUUAAAAUGUACCAUAUGUCUCCUGUUAAAAAAAAGACGAAUUUCGUUGAAAUUAUUGCUAUAUUGAGUUACCACAAAACUGAUAUUUCAUAUACUGCUAUUGAAUAUUAGCUGUACGACGAUAGCCAAAUGUAAUAGCAAGAUGUUGGUUGUAUUAGCUUCAUCGUCAAUGACUACUGUCUACUAUUUAUUCAUUUCAUUGUGCAUAAUUCAAACCUUUUUUUUACGAAAAUUUUUUAGUUACUUCAGAAAAUUUUAUAUUCUUAAUGUGAUGCUUAAUAAAAAUUUCAAAGACCAAGAUUUUUGGAAAUAUCGUCUUUAAUAGAAAUAGUUUUGUAAAAUUCUUGCUUAAAAUUUUUAGUAAAUAUAAGGAUUUUUUGUAGCAGUAAACAGCAAUUGUCAGUAGGGGAAUGUGGAACAAAGUGAAAUAGUUAAGAUAGCUUACUUUUUUUUUUCAAAAUAAACAAAUUGAUUCUGAAAAUUACAGUAC